Molecule: messenger RNA, 1602 nt
Organism: Apiotrichum porosum
Lineage: Eukaryota; Fungi; Basidiomycota; Tremellomycetes; Trichosporonales; Trichosporonaceae
Exons: 7
Coding region: 1-1602 (533 amino acids)
Biological process (GO): mRNA splicing, via spliceosome
Cellular component (GO): U2-type spliceosomal complex
Molecular function (GO): RNA binding
Source: RefSeq, a predicted model, not a curated record
AUGCCCGCACCACAAGCACCGCGGGCCAAGCCCGCCAAGGUGCGCUACUUCAAGGGCAAACCCGGCGGCGCCGUGGCCGACUCGGACUCGGACUCGGGCGAGGACGAGACCAUCCCCCUCCGCACAACAAAGCAAGUCAUCUCGGACCCGUCAAUCGUUGCUGGCGGCGCGGGACGCGUGAUCCGCCCCGAGACCCUCAAGGAUGUCAAGCCCAAGAUAAAGAUGGACUUGGGUAGCGUCAAGAUCCCCGAUGGUGGUGUCAGCCGGGCCAUUGGGGAGGAAAGCGAUGACGAGAGUGAGGAGGAGAGUGAAGAGGAAACAAAGCCGGCCUUUAUUCCAAAGAUGGAAGACUCGAGCGAGUACGAGACCGACUCGGAGGAGGAAAGCGAGGAGGAGGUCAAGCCCGCCUUCCGUCCAGUCUUUGUCGGCAAAAACGCUCGUAAGACCGUCACCGCCGAUCUCGCCGCCAAGGAGGCCGAGGAGGCGGAGAAGCGCGAGGAGGAGGAGCGCGAGCAGCGCAAGCUGGACAGCAAGGACCUUGCUGGCGAGACUAUCCGCCGUGAACUUGCAGAGAAAGAAGUCUCCAACGACCUGAUCCCCGACGUCGACGACACAGACGGUCUCGACGCCGAGGGCGAGUUCGACGCAUGGCGCGCACGUGAACUUGCGCGCUUGCUGCGCGAAAAGACGGCCCAGGCUCAGGCCGAUGCUGAGCGUGAGGAGAUUGAGCGCCGCCGUGCCAUGCCCGAGGACCAGCGUCUGGCAGAGGACAUGGCCUACGCCGACGGCACUCGCGCUGCCGAAAAGGGCGAGAUGGGCUUCCUGCAGACCUACUACCACAAGGGUGCUUUCCACCAGGACGACGACAGCGAGAUUUUCAGACGCGACUACACGGGCGCGAGCGAGUCACAGGUGGACAUGUCUGCCCUGCCUGCCGUCAUGCAGGUCCGCAACUUUGGCAAGAAAUCCCGUUCCAAGUACACCCAUCUUACAGACCAAGACACAUCGUCUGGCGGCUGGGGUACCGGCCACCAGGCAUUCGCGCGCCCGGGCGACGUUGGCCAGCAACAGCAGGGAUGCUGGAACUGUGGUGGUCCUCAUAACCGUGCCGACUGCCCGAACAACAACAUGAACGACCCCAACGUGAUUGGUGGCGUCAACAUUGGUGGUUCGGGUGCACCACAGUCGUAUGGCGGCGGAUUUGGCGGCCGCGACCGGGGAGGACCACCAGGUGGCUCCUCCGGCCCCACGUCGUCCAACUCGGCAGCUCUGGGCAGCGGCUCAGGCUCGCGCUGGGGCCAAGACAGCGGCAAGGACAGGAGCGAUCGCCACAGUGGCGAGCGGCGCGACGACAAGGGCCGCGAACGUGAAUACCGCGACCGCGAGAGGGAUCGAUACGACGACAGCCGUCGCGAUGACCGUCGCAGUGGACGCGAUCGCGAAAGGAGCAGGAGUCCGCGUAGGAGAGACGACGGUGGGCGGAGAGACGACGAGAGGCGAAGCGGACGAGACGACCGCGACAGAGGGUCUGACCGGCACGACCGAGACCGACGCGAGCGACGCGACAGGUCGCGCGACCGUGACCGCCGUGACAGGCGAUAA